AUGGCGGUGUGGGUGUGGUUGGCGGCAUUGCUGUGUGGCUCUCAAGCUGCAGUGCUACCACCACCAUGGGCUGAUGUGAAGAGGAAUCCGUGUGCAGCAUUGCCAAGAGGAUGGCUCAUGCUGUACUGGCCAAAGGACGGAAAAUGCUACACCAUUUAUAAGAAAGGACACCCAUGUGCAGAAACCCAAGAGCUGAGUCCAGGACGAUGGGGCGGGCGGACUAUAGCGGAGUGCAAGUGUCCUCCCGGCACCGCCCAGCUCCCUCACACCAACACUUGCCACAAACUCUUCGAGAAGGGUCCCUGCAGGCCAGGGGAGUACUUCGCGCCCGUCGAGGAGUCAUUCAACAAAAGAGGUGAACGCCAAGGUAUGUGCGUGAGACCUCAACAGUGCGCUGAUGAGACCUUGGUCUACUGGCCUGCUGACGGCAAAUGCUACUACCGGAGUACCCAAGGUCCUUGCUACCCUGGGUCAGUAUUGGAAGCGGGAGAAGAUGGCAUUGCUAAUUGUUCAUGCGAAAUCUCCGGUCCUCACUACUGGCCUGCUGAUGGUAGCUGCUACCCCCAUUAUACAAGAGGUCCCUGUGAGAAGGGACAGCUAUUCCUGCCGGGACCUAAGUGUGGCUGUGAGAGCCAUCUACCUCAUUAUCAUAAUGAAACUGGAGCUUGUUAUGAAUUAGAUUCUCUGGGCCCAUGUCCAAGAGGUCACACGUUCUCCAUAGCCGAGGUCGCUCCUCACGGCUCCCGAGCUGAAUGUAGAUGCAAGAGCUUCCAUGCUCGUGCUUCUGAUGGAGUGUGUUAUCGACUGUACACCAGAGGACCUUGCGCCCAAGAUGAGAUGAUUGCUAGAGGCGGACGAUGUACUAAGGUGCCUUGCGCUAGAGGUCGUCUGUAUGUACCAGAACGUCGUCGCUGUUAUCGACCUGGUACUCCUGAACCAUGCCCAGCUGGUGAAGUCGUGGCUUUCGACUUUGAAGCUCGACCAGCGAUAGACGGACUAAGCCAUAAUGGGGUGUGUGCAUGUGGAAAUGGGGCUUGCAGUCGGCGCGAGGUGCGUUUAGACGUGGAAGCCUGCACCACACGUCGUGGCACAGCCCCCUACAAUGGAACCUGUCACAUCCUGAACACACAAGGUCCUUGUCCAGAGAACUCCUGGCUCAUGCGAGACCAUAAAAACAAUAUCAGGUGUAAGUGCAUGCCAGGGAGGAUCCCGCCCAACUGUGACGAAGACACCAGAGUGACUGUUAAGAGUUGA
This is a messenger RNA of Spodoptera littoralis (African cotton leafworm), 1254 nucleotides long. Lineage: Eukaryota; Metazoa; Arthropoda; Insecta; Lepidoptera; Noctuidae. The record is from the annotation of a GenBank genome assembly.